AUGCCUGAGCCUGCCCCUGCCGCCGCCUCCGCCGUGCUGCCGCCGACAUCGUCGCUGAGCUGCUGCGACGGCUGCUACUGACUGAUCGCUCUGGAUGUAGCUAGGUACCUCUCGACUGACAUGCUGUUCUAACCUCUAACAAGCCAAAAACACAAGCGAAGCUAGCCGCCCUGCCACCGGCUACCGCCCGGAGCCACCGGUCGGCACUGGCGCCGGAGGCAACCACCGCUCGUUAGCCAGGAUGGCAAUCGCGGUCGGCCGCUUCCACGACGUCGAUCCCCACGACGUGCGGAGCCGGCACUGCCGCCUCCACUCCGUCGCGCAGCUCGACAGCCCGCUGCUCGACAGGGACCACCGGGAGCACAGCGACGCCGCCGCCGGAGCGGGCCACACCGGCCUGUCCCCGCGGCGCCGGAGCCAGUCCUCCCCGUGCUUCACGACCGUCGCGCCCGCCGGCGCGGAACACGCGGACCGGUCCGAGAGCAAGAUGCCGCGCGUGGAGAUCAUCGCGGGCCGCCACGCCCGCGGCGUGCGCGAGCUCAUCGCGGAGGCCGCGGCCGCUAUCGCGUCCGGGACGCGGCUUGUCCCCGCGCAGAGCGGCCUCGGCGGGGCGCUGCUGCUCACCGGCAGCCGCGGCGGCGAGCACGUCGCCGUCAUCAAGCAGCUCGACGACACCGCGGCCCCGGGGUCGCCCGGGAUCGGCGGGUACGAGAGCCAGGCCGUGCUGCGGGAGGUUGCCGCCUUCCUCCUCGACCACGACGGCUUCGCCAGCGUGGAGCCGACCGCGCUGAUCAAGAUAUCGCGCCCCGCGAUGCCGGCGACCAUGGCGUCGAUCCAGCGCUUCGUGGCGCACGAGUACGACGCCGGCGAGCUGGGCCCGUCGCGGUUCUCGGUGGCGUCCGUGCACCGCGUCGGCAUCCUCGACAUCCGCCUCCUCAACAUCGACCGCCACGCGGGCAACAUCCUCGUCAAGAACCCGCCGAGCAGCCACAGCGCGUCCGCGCCGCCGCCGCCGCUCGACCUCGUGCCCAUCGACCACAGCCUCUGCCUGCCGGAGCAGCUGGACGACCCGUACUUCGAGUGGCUGCACUGGCCGCAGUCCUCGCUGCCCUUCUCCGACGACGAGCUGGCGUACGUCGCGUCGCUGGACCCGUUCAAGGACGCCGAGACGCUCCGCGCCGAGCUGCCGUCCCUCAAGGAGCCUGCCAUCCGGAUCCUCACCCUCUGCACCAUCUUCCUGAAGCGCGCGGCCGCGGUGGGGCUCUGCCUCGCCGACAUCGGCGACAUGAUGACCCGCGAGUUCAUGGCUCAGGAGGAGGGGCUGAGCACCCUCGAGGCGCUCUGCAAGCAGGCCCACGACUCCGUCCUCCCGCCGCGCCCGCCCUCCCUCCCGUGCCCUCCACCCGACGGCGACGGCGUCGACGAGGGCACGACCUCCUCCUGCGGGCGGAAGCACGUGUCGUUCGGCGACCUGAGCUUCGCGGAGUGGGCGGCGUUCCUGGAUACCUUCGAGCAGCUGCUGGCGGCGGCGCUCGAGGCCAAGAAGCGCGGCGCCCUACUGCCGGCACCGGGGACGACGACCUCGCCCUGAUCGAACGAAGCUGACCGCACCGUACUACUAGUCUACUAGCACCACCAUUUCCAGCACCGAGCUUGUACGCGCAUGCACUAGCUACCGUAUCUCUGGAAGCCUUUGUGUCUGCGUGGGGUUCGACGAGGAGGCCGUGUAAGAGGAGACGAUCCAGAGCUUGUACGGUGGCAUGCUGUUGGGAGCAGCCUUGGAACACCCUUCCAAAGACGCUGACGUGUCGAGCAAUGCAACAACCACUCUUCCCCAGGCAGGCGUGUUUUUCUAUUAAUUUAAGUUUUCUACCAUUAUAUACACGUACGAGAAGUACCGCGAAAAUGUAUAUAGCGUAGUUCGAUUUGUGUGGAUUUUCCCCCACACAUUUAUGGUCGCACAGAAUAAAAACCCGUGCUUUUCGACGGGGUUACUUUAGAAAGGACCUAGAAAUGUAAAAUUACCUUUUGAAAUAUA
Panicum hallii is the source of this 2038-nucleotide messenger RNA. RefSeq names its product phosphatidylinositol 4-kinase gamma 1-like. The record is from RefSeq and is a predicted model, not a curated record. The coding region runs from base 242 to 1591 and encodes 449 amino acids. NCBI's taxonomy places the organism in Eukaryota, Viridiplantae, Streptophyta, Magnoliopsida, Poales, Poaceae. The transcript has 2 exons.